Notodromas monacha is the source of this 2681-nucleotide messenger RNA. The record is from the annotation of a GenBank genome assembly. Lineage: Eukaryota; Metazoa; Arthropoda; Ostracoda; Podocopida; Cyprididae.
AGCCUCGGCGUCACCAACAUCAAGCCCCUUUUUUCUCUUCCAUCAUUUUUAUUUUCUGGCUCAUAUAUUACAAUAUAACCCAUCAAAGUGUAAAAAAAAAUAAUCAAGAGCAGGGAAGAAUAACACGUGAUAGAAAAUUCAGAAGUGCAGGAUAUAUAAAAAUGUCGGUCCAAGUGGCGGUCGUCGGUGGCGGCAUUAUAGGAGUGUCGUCAGCCUAUAGGAUCCUUAGGGAAGUGCCUGGGGUCAGUGUUACCAUUUUUGCGGAGAAAGCGUCCCCUGAGACUACUGGUGAUGGCGCUGCGGGUCUCUGGGGUCCAUUCCUAGAUGGCGGCACGCCUGCACACAAAGUCAAUGCAUGGAGCAAAGCCACUCAUGACCUGUUCCAGCAUUAUUGGCUCAAGGGAGAAGCAACAAGUGUUGGUGUCUGCCUGGUUGGAGUCCAGAGAUUGGCAGAUGAAGAUGAACCAGAUCCCUCAUGGAAGGAUGUUGUUUAUGGAUUCCGCCAUUAUUCAAGCCAAGAAGCAGCACAACUUGCUGGGAAUAAUGAGACUGUGAAACACGGGUGGGAAUACGUGACUUACACCUGCGAAUGCAAGAAGAUGAUUCCGCACUUGCUGGAGAAAUUCCAGGAACUUGGAGGCGAAUUCGUGAAGGCCAAAGUGACUGACUUGAAAUUACUGGGACAACGUUUCGACCUGAUUGUCAAUUGCUCUGGUCUCGGGGCAAAGGAUCUUGUGGGAGAUCAAACUGUGCGUCCGAAAAGAGGCCAAUUGAUCAGGGUUAAAGCUCCCUGGCAGAAGAUGGCAUUCAUGAUGGAAGUCUCAAGUGGUGCUGAUGAUAGGAUGCCAUAUUGCAUCCCAAACACACAUGUGGUUGGUCUUGGAGGAACCUAUCAAGUUGACAACUGGAACACCAGUCCAUCCUCAGAAGACAAGAAGUACAUAAAGGAAUCUUUGCCGCCAUAUCUUCCUAGUAUGCUGAAUGCGGAAGAGAUGGAAGAUUGGGUUGGCUUGAGACCAGCAAGAGAUGGAGGUGUUCGCCUGGAAAAGGACAAAAUCCUUGUAAAUGGGAAAAUAAUACCUGAAUACUUUUUCCGAGUUACGAGGACAACGCAGCGUUUCGUACGCCACGUCGUACUCUCGGUACUCUCGUACAUUCUGUUGUUGUGCCAACUCGGGCGGCACCUGUUGAGCAGAAUUUUGGCUGGAAGUUGGGCUGUUUUUAUUUUGCUUGAGCUGUUCUUCAUUUGUGAUGGAGAUGCAAACCCAAUACCUGGACCCCUGCCAAAGCCUGGAGACAAAGCCAAGUACCAUUACCACAAACACAAGCACUACCACAAACAUGUUCACAAGCACAAGCAUGGACAUAAGCACAAGAAAGGAGGGAAAAGCUCUUCAUCAUCAUCAGGAUACAGAAGAAGACAAGGAUUGGAAGAAAACCCUGCAGGUGGAAGUAACAGGAACCUGCUUCCAGCAUCAGUUGCCUUGCCCUACUAUGGUCUGAAUCCAACUGCAAGGGCAGUUACAUCCAUGCAAGCGACUCGUCCGCUCAACUCCAACACCAUGUCCCCUUCUUUGGUAGUGGACCUCAGGGUCCUGGAGGCGGCACUGGAGUCUGACUGGACCACAGUGAGGAAACUCCUUCCGGCUGCCCGGGAUAUGGACAUGGCGGACCAGGAUGGCUGGUCAGUGCUGCAUUUCGCCUGCCGGGAAGGGAUAGACGACGUGGUCCGCUUGUGCCUCAUGAAGGGCGCCGACGUGGACAGGGCCAAGAAGAACCUGUGGACCGGGUUGCACUUGGCGGCCCGGAACCAGAAACCCAGCACAGCGGAAGUGCUGCUGCGCGCGGGUGCCAACCCCAAUGCCAGGAAUGACCGAGGCAACACUCCCCUGUUACUGAAUUUGCUUGUGCAAGGAGGAGCAGAGGUGAACAUGUGUGGAGAGGAUGGGAAGACCAGUUUGCACAAAGCUGCAGAAAGGGGCUAUGAUGAAGCAGUGCUGUUCUUACUCAGAAAUGGAGCUGAUACAGGCAUCAAAGAUGCACAUGGAAACACACCUAUAGUGUUGGCCAUUGCUGCCAAAAAUCAGGCUUGCAUUCAAAUUCUUGAAAAAGCAGAGAGCAACAAGCUACAACUGUCUUCCCAGGAGCAGAGUGCUGUUCAGCAAAGGCAAGAAAACAUGCUUCCAUACCAAUCUCAAGGUCAACAGCUCCAAGUUGGUGCUCUACCCAUUUCUGACAGGGUUGAGAGCUUGGGCCAAAGCUUGAUGCAAAACAAUAACUCAAUGCAGCAAUCCAUCUUCUCACCAGUCAAGCAAAAACUUGAUGGCUCUGAUGCUGCAGUGUAUGUAUAUAAAAUGCUCCGACGUUCCAUUCUGGGCCGUACACGACACUGCUGUCGGGCUUUCCUGUCACUCAGUUUCAUUGUGGACCUGGCUGGAGAUGGUGGACAUACUGUGGGGUCGCGUUCACGCGGCAACCCGAGCGUAGCAUCCUCGCUCGGGUAUACCGCGCAGCAACUCCUACACGCCAACCCGGAAGCGGAUAGGGCACCCGGUUUACCGCAUUGCGGUAAACCGGGUCAAGAACAAAGAGAACCAUUUCCGGCAGCGAUCGCCGGCUCCCGAAGCCUGCGGGGCUUCGGGAGGAAGAAUUAUUACAUCUCGAGAGCUGGAACCGAGCAC